Messenger RNA from Populus trichocarpa (black cottonwood), 1074 nucleotides. Its product is annotated as vesicle-associated membrane protein 724. Bases 143 to 808 code for a protein of 221 amino acids. The record is from RefSeq and is a predicted model, not a curated record. Lineage: Eukaryota; Viridiplantae; Streptophyta; Magnoliopsida; Malpighiales; Salicaceae. Gene Ontology annotation, biological process: vesicle-mediated transport. Gene Ontology annotation, cellular component: membrane. The transcript has 5 exons.
AAACACGAACCAAACACGGCCUAAAAAACACACUAAACGUAUAACCAGAACGCCCCCCCUUCUGUCUUGUCUGAAAACAAUUCCGUUUUAGCAAAUCUUUGUCUCUCUACCCGAGCUGACUCAGAGCACUAUUAACUCAUAAAUGAGUCAGGAAUCGUUCAUAUACAGCUUCGUGGCACGAGGGACAAUGAUUUUAGCUGAGUACACCGAGUUCACCGGCAACUUUCCGGCGAUCGCAACUCAGUGCCUUCAAAAACUCCCUUCUUCUAAUGACAAGUUCACUUACAAUUGUGAUCACCAUACCUUUAAUUUUCUUGUUGAAGAUGGCUACGCUUAUUGUGUUGUUGCCAAAGAAACUGUUAGCAAGCAGAUCUCCAUUGCAUUUUUGGAACGCAUGAAAGCAGACUUCAAGAAAAGAUAUGGGGGUGGUAAAGCUGAUACUGCUGCUGCUAAAAGUCUCAAUAAGGAGUUUGGGCCAAUUAUGAAAGAGCACAUGAAGUAUAUUAUUGACCACGCUGAAGAGAUUGAGAAGUUAAUAAAAGUGAAGGCUCAAGUUUCAGAAGUUAAAAGCAUAAUGUUAGGAAAUAUUGACAAGGCUAUUGAUAGAGGUGAAGCCAUAGCGACUCUUGCUGACAAGACUGAGACUCUGCGUGAUCAGGCCCAAGCAUACAAGAAACAAGGGACACAAAUUCGACGGAAAAUGUGGUAUCAAAACAUGAAGAUCAAGUUGGUUGUCCUCGGGGUGUUAUUGAUUCUGGUACUAAUAAUUUGGCUUUCCAUUUGCCAUGGAUUUGAUUGUUCCAACUAGUAAUCAUUCAUACAGAGAACUCAAUGCUAUAUACAAAAAGACUUUGAACAGUUUAUGUUCGAACUUCGGCAGAGGAGCUUUGGUUUCAUAAGAUUGGUAUCUUAUCUUCUUAGCAAGUUGGCAUGGAGAGAGAUCUUAAGUUGUCAUUAGCUUGAGCGUUGUAUCAUGUGUUGUAGUGUGCCAAAUAUUACACAGACAUUUCUUUUUUGCAGUUUUCCUGUAUUCGUAUAGCAGUAAAAUUUGAGUAACAUUAUGUGUUGGCGCAA